CAUCCAAAUUACCUUCUACAGUGUUCAAAACCAAAACCACAACCACAUUCGGCGCGUGACUUUACGUUCCCACCAUUUUUUUAAAGAUAAACCGCAUAGUUUAACACAAAGAAGUAACUAAAACCUCCCAAAGCUUUUAACAAUGGCAGCCCAAGCCGAGUACUUCAUCGAAACUCAACUUCCCAAUCACCAAAAACACUACGGUUCCUUCACUUUCCCUUCGAUUCUAUCUCCGAACCCUAAAUCGAGUCCUUCUUCACUCUCUGUUUUCACCGAAGCCAUCAAAUUUCAUAAACCUUUUCUCGAUUCUUUGUUGCUCAAAUCCGGAGCUUUGCUCUUCAGGGGAUUCCCAGUGAAAACGGCAAAAGAUUUCAACGACGUCGUCGAGGCUUUCGGCUUCGAAGAGUUGCCGUACGUCGGCGGGGCAGCUCCUCGGACUAACGUCGUCGGUCGUGUUUUUACUGCAAAUGAAUCGCCGCCUGAUCAAAAGAUUCCUUUUCAUCAUGAGAUGGCUCAGGUUCCUGAAUUUCCAUCAAAGUUGUUCUUCUUUUGUGAAGUUGAACCAGGCAGUGGGGGAGAAACCCCCAUAGUUCUAAGCCACAUUGUGUAUGAGAAAAUGAAAGAGAAAUACCCAGAAUUUGUUGAUCGAUUGGAGGUGCAUGGACUGUUGUAUACCAGGGUAUUAGGGGAAGAUGAUGAUCCUUCAUCUCCCAUUGGUCGUGGCUGGAAAUCAACAUUCUUGACGUCCGACAAGGCGGUGGCCGAGGAAAGGGCUGCAAAGCUAGGAAUGAAGCUAGAGUGGCUUAGCAAUGGAGUGAAAACAGUAAUGGGACCAAUACCAGCCAUUAAGUACGACAAAUCAAGGCACCGCAAAAUCUGGUUCAACAGCAUGGUGGCAGCAUAUACGGGGUGGGAAGACGCAAGAAACGACCCAGUGAAAGCCGUCACAUUCGGGGAUGGCCAACCGUUACCGGCCGAUAUCAUCUAUGAUUGCUUGAAAAUCCUUGAAGAUGAAUGUGUUCCCAUCCCUUGGAAGAAAGGAGAUGUUAUGUUGAUAGAUAAUUUGGCCACUCUUCAUUCUCGACGUCCAUUCGAUCCGCCCCGACGUGUGCUAGCUUCACUUUGCAAAUAGGGUUGCAGACAUGAGUUGAACAUCCACGGACAUAUACUUAUAUCCGACACACAUUAAUAUCAGUAUAUAAAAGUUGGAACAAGUGUAAGGGCAUAAGUAUGUGUUUGAUACAGGUAUAUUCAAUAUUGUUCAUAUAUUUGGAGGAAUAUAUGUUCAUAUAUGUGUCAAAUAUGAAUCGGACAUGGGUAUUUUUAAAUAUAAAUAAUGCUUAAAAUAA
Molecule: messenger RNA, 1349 nt
Organism: Gossypium arboreum
Lineage: Eukaryota; Viridiplantae; Streptophyta; Magnoliopsida; Malvales; Malvaceae
Product: clavaminate synthase-like protein At3g21360
Exons: 3
Coding region: 143-1132 (329 amino acids)
Molecular function (GO): oxidoreductase activity
Source: RefSeq, a predicted model, not a curated record